ACUUACGUGACCCAUGAGAAGUUUUCAACGGUAGGAAUUCAAUCCCCACUUUUUUUUUUCCGCUGGUGUGCUCCACUUGACCUUUGGAUCUGCCUCAUUUUUAGGAUGAUGACCUGAAAUGAGCUGGAAAAAUGAAUGGACAGCGUGGAUAAAAUACAUACAUCAUGGUUGGGCCCACAAAGCUUUGACCAGUACCGAGCUCGCUACUGGAGGGUUGAGUCCCAUCAUCACGGAUAGAUUGCCGUGUACCACAAGUUGUGGUACCUUGGGUGUAAGUGAUCAGCUGAGGAAAAGAACUGCGUCUGGAAGAAGAAGAGAAGAGCCUCCGCUGCUUCUAAUCGGGCAUCGCCUCGAAACCCUCUUAUCUAUCGAGAAAUCUGGACAGCUGAAAAAGAAGCAAUGAUCUUCAUUGAUGGGGUCCCUUUCUCCAGCGCUUCAUCUUCAUCUCAGGGAAAUGAAAUCUUGGCCACUUUGUUGGAACACCCGUUAAUUGUAUCUGCUGCAAAUAUAUUCAAAACUAUACCAGAGAGGAAGUUCUCGGUUCCCAAAGAAUUCGGUUUGGAGAAUUCACCACAGGCCAAGCAUGUUUAUGUGUUCCAAAGAGAAUAUGCGACGGUUGACCCUUCACUUGUUGAGUUAGUAGGCACGGAUGAAGCAACUACAUGCAUAGGCCUUGUUAUUCGCAAUCAGAAGAGCGGAAUGACCAGUGUUGCACAUAUGGAUUCACAAAAGACUGUGGAUUUGGGCCUCAUCCAAAUGCUAACUUCAGUCAUUGAUCAUGAGAUGGAUGAUGAGUUGGAUGUACAUCUGAUUGGUGGCUUCGAUGACACACCAGAUGAAGAUGUCAUUGCUACCACUGGGGCAGGGAGCGAUGAGGAACAGAGUGGCCAUUCUUUACCAUUAUGUUCCAAAAUAAUUGAAGCUUUGCAAAGUCGUCGGGAAAAGUUUCAAAUCCAAACUCUCUUUGUCCUUGGGCAUAAUACUAAAAGAGAUUCUGAUGGAAAUGCAUGUCCCCUCGUCAAUGGAUUUCUGGUGGAAACUUCAACAGGAUCACUCAGACCUGCUAGCUUUGACAAAAGUUCGAGGUGUCCAGAUGAAAUCGUUAGGAGACUCCGAGUCACUGUAUCUUCUUUGGAUCCCACAUGGAAUGGCAGGUUAUUAGAGACAUAUGAUACUCACCAUGACAGAUUCCAUAUUGCCCCUUGCUCUUGGUCGCCGAAUUGGAAAUACAUAGCUUCCUGGCUGCAGCAAUGUUCUGAUUCAGAAAUCCUCCUGGAGUGUUCCACCUCGCCUUCUGCUGAGGGCCCUGAUUUUGUUGACAAUGAAAAAAGGGUCUUUGAAUAUCUGAUAAAACAUCCCAAUUGGAGGGAAACUUUUCCUCCAGGUAGAAAUCGCAUCUUCCAAAGGAUCACUGAUGGACAGUGGAUAAGGUGCGAGUAAUGCGACAAGGUGUCAAAUGUGAUUUCUGAGAGUGAAACAUCCAUCUUCCAGCGAACUGAAUAUGCAUUUCGCAUGCACACAUUCUUCCUUUUGCGAGUCAAAGAAUUACAGAAGUUCACUAUUGUAGUUUGUAAAAUGGAAACAUACAUGAUUUGUUGCCACAAACCAUGCCAUGUGUUAAUGAUUUCAAGUGAUCCAUGAUGUGUCACUUCAGCAGAAAA
This is a messenger RNA of Magnolia sinica, 1661 nucleotides long. RefSeq names its product protein N-terminal asparagine amidohydrolase. Bases 400 to 1440 code for a protein of 346 amino acids. NCBI's taxonomy places the organism in Eukaryota, Viridiplantae, Streptophyta, Magnoliopsida, Magnoliales, Magnoliaceae. Gene Ontology annotation, molecular function: protein-N-terminal asparagine amidohydrolase activity. Gene Ontology annotation, cellular component: nucleus. Gene Ontology annotation, biological process: ubiquitin-dependent protein catabolic process. The record is from RefSeq and is a predicted model, not a curated record. The transcript has 9 exons.